AUUACCACGAUCCUACCACCCCAAAAAAAUGACCAUAAUAUGUAAUCAAGAACAAAAGUUGCAAUAAAUUUGCCAUCCAAUUCCACCGCAAUGAAAGGCGAGACAAGAGACUACCUUCUGCACCCAAAAGAGACGACCUUAAUUAAUAGCAUGAUCUCUUCUUAACAAUGUGUUUUUUACUUGCAUGAAAACAAGCACAAAACUUGUUCACUUAUACACAAAAAAAAAACAUAAAUAAAAUGACAGUAACUGACACACCAAAGUCUUUGUUAUGUUUUAUGUUCAUAAUUUCCCUAAGCAUUUAUCAUGUAACAUCAUUUUCAGAUCAUUAUGAUGACGUUCAAGAAGAGGCAUGGCUGAAUGAGGAUUAUAGUGCUAGCGAGCUUAACAUGGCCCUAACCCGAAACCGAGCCACGGCAGGAGGCAAGUCAUCGUGUGACUUCACAUUGGGGAAAUGGGUGUUUGAUGAAUCGUACCCUCUCUAUGAUUCAAGCUGCCCUUAUCUUAGUACUGCUGUAACUUGCCUUAAGAAUGGACGCCCGGAUUCGGAUUAUCAAAAAUGGAGAUGGCAACCUUUUAAGUGUUCUAUUCCUAGAUUUGAUGCACUUCACUUCCUGGGAAAGAUGAGGAGAAAAAGAGUAAUGUUAGUUGGAGAUUCAAUAAUGAGAAACCAAUGGGAGUCUCUUGUUUGCCUUGUCCAAGGAGUCAUUCCAACUGGCCGAAAACGGGUGACAUACAAUGGUCCUACAAUGGCCUUCCAUGCCCUGGACUUUGAGACGUCGAUUGAGUUUUCUUGGGCGCCUCUACUAGUAGAACUAAAAAGAAGUCCUCAGCAUAAGCGAGUUUUACAUCUUGAUAUGAUUGAAGAUAAUGCAAAGUAUUGGAGAGGAGUCGAUAUACUUGUGUUCGAUUCAGCACACUGGUGGACACAUUCAGUCAAGUCUAGAGCGUGGGAUUAUUUCAUGGAAGAAAACAGAAUUAUCAGCAAUUUGAAUCCAAUGGUUGCCUACGAGAAAGGACUCACAACAUGGGCUAAAUGGGUAGAUUUAAAUUUAGAUCCUCACAAAACUCGGGUCAUUUUUCGCAGCAUGUCACCCAGACACAACAGGGAAAAUGGCUGGAAAUGCUACAAACAAAAGGAGCCUCUACUAUAUUUCAGCCACCCUCAUGUUGCAGGACCUACUAUGAUCCUCAAAGAAGUUCUAAGAAAGAUGAGAUUUCCGGUAUAUCUGCAAGAUAUUACCAACAUAUCUGGUCUUCGAAGGGAUGGACACCCCUCGGUGUACAGCAGGGAUUUGGCACAAGAAAUAAACCAAAACCUGAAAGAACACAACUCUGACUGCAGUCAUUGGUGCCUUCCUGGGGUUCCUGAUGCUUGGAAUGAAAUGCUAAGUGCAAUUCUCUAGUCAAUGGCAAUUAUUUAUCCAAUAUUGUAAGCCAAGUGAAUCAAUGUUUCUCUAAUUAAUCCUCCGGAAUUAUAAAUUCCUGUCAUUAUAACUCUGA
Molecule: messenger RNA, 1503 nt
Organism: Chenopodium quinoa (quinoa)
Lineage: Eukaryota; Viridiplantae; Streptophyta; Magnoliopsida; Caryophyllales; Amaranthaceae
Product: protein trichome birefringence-like 36
Exons: 5
Coding region: 240-1406 (388 amino acids)
Cellular component (GO): Golgi apparatus
Molecular function (GO): O-acetyltransferase activity
Source: RefSeq, a predicted model, not a curated record